UAAAUUAAAAUAUCACGCGACUGAUGUAAUUGUCAUCAAAAUUUGGAUUUUAUUUGCUUUUCAUUCCACUAUCUAACAAACAAAGUCAUUGUUUUUGUAGUUACGUUUAAGUUGAAGCUUCGUUUUAAUUUUUCUGAUAAAAAUGUUAAUAUUAAAAAAAUUACGACCAAUUUUUAAAUCGAAUUUAAUGACAGGUCGUUUGUUAAGCACUACACCAAUCAAAUUGCAAAGUGUUGAAUCAAAAAUAGAAAAGCCCAAAGAAGUGCGAAUCGAAGUGCCAUGGGGACACAUCUCCGGGAUAUGGUAUGGACCGGAAAAUACCCAACCAAUCCUAUUGGUGCAUGGUUGGCAAGACUGUUCGACUGUGUUUGCGACUCUAAUCCCAUUGUUACCGCCUGAGUUCAGCUACUUGGCCAUCGACCUGCCAGGCCAUGGAUUUUCAUCACAUUAUCCCAAAGGGAUCUAUUACCAUGGAAUUGAUUUUGUGGCGCUCUUAGAAAAUAUUCGCCAAAAAUACAAUUGGCCACAAUUAUCGCUCCUCUCUCAUUCACUCGGUGCGAUUGUUUCAUCUGUGUAUGCAUCAAUAUAUCCGCAGAAUGUAAGAUGUGCGUGCGCUUUGGACACACUCAAAAUUCUGAGCGUCGAUCCAAAGCUGGUCGAACAAAUUCAAAAUUGGCAAAUGAAAAAGUUAAUCGCACUUAAUGACAAACAGCCACCGCCCGAGUACAGCUACGAUGAAUUGCCUGAACGAGUUUAUGUUGGUUCAAAGAAAUCCAUCGAUUUCGACAAAACAAAAUAUUUGAUUGAACGUGGCACAAUGCGAUCGUCAAGCGAUCCAAAUAAAUUCUAUUUCACUCGAGACAUUCGGGUCAAAUUUAUGCAUACGCUAUUUGUUGAUCAACAAACUGGUUUGGAGUAUAUAAAACGAAUCAAAGCACCUUAUUUAUUUAUAAGAGGUGACGAUCGUGAUUUUGCCGAAUCAGAAGACAAUAUUAACGAAGGCGUUGAAGUAUUUCGAAAGCAUAACAAACAAUUUGAAAUGAUGAAAGUGACGGGAACACAUCACUUUCAUCUGAAUCAACCGGAAAUGAUUGCGGAAAGAGUGGGGCAUUUUUUUAAGACGUAUCAUGGCCAAUAAUGACCAGGUGCAUUGAAUUGCACUGGAAAUAAAUAUUUUGAUGAACGUUCUAUUACCAUUUGGACUCGGAGUAUUUCGUUUACAAUUUGAAGAAAAAGACGUAUUUAUUUCAUAUGUUAAUAAGAUGUUAAUUCAUUGGAAAGGUAUUAAUAUAACUGUAUGUUGGUGUGAUUAAAAAAUGUUCAAAUUUA
Contarinia nasturtii (swede midge) is the source of this 1329-nucleotide messenger RNA. RefSeq names its product probable serine hydrolase. Lineage: Eukaryota; Metazoa; Arthropoda; Insecta; Diptera; Cecidomyiidae. The record is from RefSeq and is a predicted model, not a curated record. The transcript is spliced from 3 exons. Bases 143 to 1138 code for a protein of 331 amino acids.